Messenger RNA from Solanum stenotomum, 1622 nucleotides. Its product is annotated as putative F-box protein At5g55150. The coding region runs from base 52 to 1233 and encodes 393 amino acids. The record is from RefSeq and is a predicted model, not a curated record. Gene Ontology annotation, molecular function: protein binding. The transcript is spliced from 4 exons. NCBI's taxonomy places the organism in Eukaryota, Viridiplantae, Streptophyta, Magnoliopsida, Solanales, Solanaceae.
CCUACCAAUUAUCCGUAUCGUUCCGUUAGUUAAGGCUUAAAACUGAGAAAAAUGUGUGAUUGGUCCGAGCUUGACCGUGAUCUUCUGGUUCUAGUUGUUAAGCGUGUUAAUUUGAUUGAAGAUUAUCUUAGUUUUGGUACUGUCUGCAAAUCCUGGCACUCUGUGGCCACAAAGGGUAAUUUUAAUAGCGAUUUGCCUAGGGUUCCAUGGCUAAUGCUAGCCGAGGAAGAGGAUGAUGACACAUGUAGGAAAUUCUUCAGUCUAGAAAAUGGGAUGAUUCUGAAAAAGAGUAUCCCUGGAGCUAGGGGAAAAAGGUGUGUUGAGUCAAUGGGAUGGCUUGUAACAGCCCCAAUAGGCCAGAAUGAAUUCACUCUGUUGCAUCCAUUUUCUGGUGUUGAAAUCCAGCUGCCAGAUCAAAUUCUAUACCCAAAGCAACAUCCGAGAAAUAAUGAAUAUUUUGGACCCGUCACUUUCCCACCAGCGAUCCCUAUCCAUAAAGCAGUUUUGUCAGCUAAUCCUUCUCAUACAUCUGACUACAUUCUAAUGGUCAUUCAGGGAGACUUCAGUUUCCUCAAUCUAUGGAGACCAGGUGAUUUGUCAUGGACCAGACUAUCGGCCUACAAUGGACAAAUUCUUGAUGUAGUAUAUUUCAAUGGCAAAUUUUAUGCAGUCGAUUAUAAGGGUUGUAUCUAUGUUUGUGAUGUCUCUGGCUCUGAAAUCGGUGAAAAUCAUCCCAUAGCGCAGCUAAAUCAACGUAUUGAUGGUAUUUAUUACAUCCUAGAAUCACUAGGAUCGUUAUUUGUAGUUGUGCAACAAUUUGUUGGUUUAUCGUACAAGUACGUCUCAGAUGAGGGGAUUCCACUGUCUCCCAUCCUAGGUGAAGAUGAUGAAGAGGAGACUGUCUCCAACACUUACAGGACAAAAAAAUUUCUAGUUUACAAGAUUGAUUUAGAUGCUUGCGAAGCUACGCCAACGAAGGAUUUAGGGGACAAAGCUUUUUUCCUGGGUCAUAAUUCUUCUAUUUCGGUUCAAGCUUCUCAAUUUCCAGGAAUCAAGCCCAAUCAUAUUUAUUUUACAGAUAAUUGUUUGUGUUUAUACCUCCAUCUUCGAGGAGGAUGCGGCUUGGACAUGGGGGUGUUCAACUUAGCAGAUGAAAGUAUCCAGCCACAUUAUGAUGGUGUUUCCCUCAGUCGUGUUUGUCCUCCAAUUUGGGUCACACCAAAUCCGUGUUGAGCAUCUGUUGAUCCAUCAAAUCUAGUUACAUCUGCUUAUAUUCAUAAGAUUUUGGGAAUCUUGCCGAGAAGCGCAAGAUUAUGACUCAAGUUAUUUUGGAUGUUCAAGAAUGUAACGUAAUUUCAGCUGCACAUCUAGUAUUGUUAAUGGCUGGUUGGUCGGAGCUUCUACAGGAUUUGUUGAUGUUAAUAGCUCAUUAUCUUGUCAUAUGUACUGUUCAAGUCGGGUUCACAUGUGUUUGUACUUCAUGGAGUCGAUCAUAGUGGUUGUAUCAAAGUUUGGGAUGUCGCUGGCUCUAAACUCGGUGAAAGUCAUACCGUAGCGCAGCUAAAUUCAUGUAUUGAUGAUCUUUAUUACAUCCUAGAAUCACUAGGAUCGUUAUUUGUAGU